This is a messenger RNA of Pocillopora verrucosa, 1374 nucleotides long. RefSeq lists its product as uncharacterized. Lineage: Eukaryota; Metazoa; Cnidaria; Anthozoa; Scleractinia; Pocilloporidae. The record is from RefSeq and is a predicted model, not a curated record.
UUGUGAAUGAAAAUGAUAGAAAUAUAGAAGAUGAAGUUAGAGCGUGUUGUGGCAUAUUCUGGAAACGUAUUUUUUUAGAGUUCUGUGGUAUAUAUAGCAAUGAUAUGUACGAGCACGUUUAUUCUAUGUACUAUCAUGCCUAUAAGUGAGUUGUCAAAAAUAACUGGUGACCGCCACGAACGACUGAAAACGAAACUUUUGAAUACGUCAGACUUAGGCUGGGCCGUCAUAAUCUUCCCGUGGGUAAAAUACCGAGAGAAAAACACCGUGAUUUCAUCGAGAAUUCGCCGGAAAAUAUAUUUAAGUCUGCCUCCGCAGACUUCAGCCGCUUUUCCCUCAAUUCAAGCGAAUGAAAAGCCAUCUUUUAUCAUCUUUGGAAAUGGAUAGAGAGGAAAGAGACCUUAUCAGCGAAAAUAUCACCCAACUUGUAGAGGAUGUUAUUCCAGUAGAUAUGUUGCCUUACCUACCUUGCCUGACAAAGAGUGAUAAGGAGAAGAUAAAGUGUGAAGAGACAAAUCAUGGUUCCAUGAGAGCUGCACAAGAACUGAUAGAUAGACUGGUUCGAAGACGAAAUUCCUUUCGCCAGUUUAUCGAGGCUCUUUGUGAGACUGGAUGCCGACAUUUAGCGGAACAGCUAUGUCCAUUACAAUUUCACGAAGGAAAUGAACAAGAGAACGUCAUAAGGGAUGAACGAGAUGACAGAACGCAAGGAAGGAUCGUAGCAGAUUUCAGCACUCAAAUUGCACUUGAUGACGUCAAUCAAGCUUGACUGUGCAAAAAGGAAAAAACAAUUCAACCUAGCCGCAGUAGUGCUCUUCGGUGGGCUAGUGCUUUGCAAACAAAGUUCUGGGAAAAUGUUUGGUCAUGAAACUCUGUGUGGAACGCAGUGUUGAUGCGCUCUAUACCCAUGUGCUUGCUUUUACGUGUUUAGUUGCAAUUGUCAAUUGGAAUAAAGAUAUUUCGGAUCAGCCAUAUGAGGAAACCGAUCCAUUCCAAGCACACCAUUAGGACUGCACAACUAGUUCCAGUAACGUAAGAGUACGUGCCUUUGAACUUGUUACAUGUCAACGACAAGAAGAAGAUCUUGAUAUCAUUGCUGUUAGUAACUUUUGAUGCUUUUGUUGUUGUUUUCGAAUCAUCAAAGUCAAUUGCCUGAUUAGUUAUGUGACAUCGAUUAAAAAAUUCGUUUCUGAGUGACUCUGCUGCAACAGCAGCAAUGGAAACUCUCAUAAGAAAACUUUUGGUAUUAACACAGUUUGGCAAAUGUCUAAGUUAAUUCUGAUGGCAUUUGCUAAACUCUUAUUGACUAUUCCUAGGUAAAGUAUUUUGAAAUUCCACAGAAAGUUUCCGUACAGAUUAUGUAUGGUUUUUGAA